This is a messenger RNA of Pseudomassariella vexata, 751 nucleotides long. RefSeq lists its product as uncharacterized. The transcript is spliced from 2 exons. The record is from RefSeq and is a predicted model, not a curated record. NCBI's taxonomy places the organism in Eukaryota, Fungi, Ascomycota, Sordariomycetes, Amphisphaeriales, Pseudomassariaceae. The coding region runs from base 83 to 643 and encodes 186 amino acids.
AUGCUAUGUGCGGUAUGCGUUUCGUUAGGCUUCAAGAUCCCACAUACUAUAGUACUCUGGUCUCAGCCAGUCGUCUUUGUUCAUGCAGAUACAUGUUGAAGAAGGGCUCACAAGAACACACAAAGACAAUGUGUAUGAGCAUGUGUCUGAAGAGAUCAUUGGAAAGGGUACCGUGGGCUCUCUCGAGAUCACCGAUGACGAGGGCGGAAUUACGUCUUGCAGCCACCGAGGAGCACCGCCGUAUCAGAAUGCGAUGAAGUCAAGUCUGAUGGGAGAUCUUACGAAGCGCGAUGCCGCUCAGGACGAAGCCUUUUGGAAUGAGUCACGGCAGGUUUCGAAUGGCACCGAACUUCAGAUGCCAAGGUGGACUCCCCGCGACAAGAUGAAUCAGGUGUCCCUUUGCCAACGAUUCCCCACAUUCCAUCAUGACACUAUGAGUGAGAUGAGUGAGAUACGCUUUGACGUUCGAUGCUGGAAGUUGGGAAAAAACUUUAGUCGUAUGGCGCUCGCCGUUCUGUUAUUGACUCGGUUACUGCCACAAGCGUUGACGGGUUUGUCUGGAUAUUGUCACCGGGUUGAUGGGCUUAACGGGCAUAUCGAUAGAGUCGACGAUGAGUUAGUUUCUAACUCGCGGGAUGUUUGACCUUGCAGCAUCUAGCUUCUGGGUCGACAGCUGAGUCGCACACGACGUGGGUAAUCUUACAAGGUGGAUAUACUCUACAGUGAGUGGUGCUGGCCUUUGAUUUUCAAG